Aspergillus homomorphus CBS 101889 is the source of this 1710-nucleotide messenger RNA. RefSeq lists its product as uncharacterized. The record is from RefSeq and is a predicted model, not a curated record. The transcript has 3 exons. Lineage: Eukaryota; Fungi; Ascomycota; Eurotiomycetes; Eurotiales; Aspergillaceae. The coding region runs from base 147 to 1682 and encodes 511 amino acids.
GCACACGAGUUCUUCCACCAACAAUUGCAGUCGAUGCAGAGUGAUGCAACGCGGGGUUCUUGUCUAGCGAGAGGUGGCUGAGGCUGAGGAACGUCUGCAUAAACCACCAAGACUAUAUCCAUCAGGGCAACACCACCACCACCACCAUGCUGACACCAACCAUCACGCCCCUCGCGCACGACCCCGACACCACCCAUCGACUCAACGCCUGCGCCUACCAACAAUCCGCCCUCACCACCAUCGCCAACACGCAAUACGCCGCCUUCUACACGGCUUCACCGGACCCAGCGACACGCUUCGUCACGCUCGCGCGCCGCAACCUCAGUGGCAGCGAAUGGCACCUGCUCACAUUCACAGACUACGCGCAGCGCACCGACGACGGCCACAACACGGUGUCGCUAGGGAUAUGCGCAGGCGAUGGCACGAUCCACCUCGCCUUCGACCACCACUGCGACACGCUGCACUACCGGAUCUCGCGACCAGGGCUAGCCUCCGACACACGGGCCGCAAGCUGGACGCCGUCGGCUUUCGGGGCCGUGCAAUCGCACCUCCCAGGCUGCGAUCCACGCACCCCGCUGGAGGAAAUAACCUACCCGCGCUUCGUCCCAGCAGGAGAUAACUUGUUCUUCGAGUACCGCAUCGGGAGAGCAGGAGCCGGCUCGGAAGCGCUCUACCUGUACACCCCCGCCCCCACCUCCAAUCCUGAUCCGAACCCUAACCCAGGUACAACCACCACCACGACCGCGGAAACGAUAAGAAAGACGGGGGAAUUCCACCCCUACACCCCAGCCCCAGCCCACACGCCCAGCUCACGCCCAAGCCUAAUCCAAAACAAAGCAAUCUACCUACAAGGCCAAAACAACAACCCCUACCCCAACGGCCUCACCUACCACGUCCCCAGCAACAGCCUCCACCUCACCUGGACAAACCGUCUCUUCCUCCCGUAUCCCGGUGCCAACUCGCCAGACUCGACAGCCCACAAGGCGCAGGCCGGGCCCAAUGGACCGGAGAAUAACGAGGGGUUGUACUAUGUUUCUGCUGUACUGGGAAAUCUGGGAGAUGACGGGGUAGGGGUGGAGUGGAGGGGGUGCAGAGGGGAUGUACUUGCUUUUGGUUCUUUCUACCCACAUACUCUGUCCCGGAAUGGGGGGCUGGCGAGGGAGGGGCAUGGGGUUCAGGAUGAGGGUGAGGAAAGCCUCAACUCCCAAGACCCCAAGCUACGGGUGCGUGAUCUCCCGCCCGGUAGCGGAAUUAUGAACCAAGAAGCGCAGUUUGUUGACGCGGAGGGCGGGGUGCAUGUUCUUAAUCGUGAGAAUACGCGGGGUCAGGGGGUCGAGUGGGUUUAUUAUUUCUGGUCUGGAAGCCGGGAUGAAGAGUGGGAGAGUUCUGUGCUUGAGGGGGUUGGGCCUGGGGAGUUGGGGCCGCGGGGAAAGGUUGUUGUUUAUCGUCGGUCUGUGUGGUUUGUUUUGCCAGUUAGUCAAACUGGGGAGGUGGUGGUGGCGCGGUGGGCGAGGGAGCGUGGGCUGGAGGUGGUUUGGCGUGGAAUGGGAUUUGACGGUGAGCCAUUGGUGGAUGAGCCUGCUUUGGAAGCGGGCGGGAUUUUGUCGGUGUUGAUGCUUAGGAGGGAUGCGGUGGGGAGACAGGUGGUUGUUGUGGCAUUUGAUUUGGAGAGGUUGGUGUAGACUGUAUGGACUGGGGUAUAGCUUGAGG